AAACUCAUAAUGCUAUUCCCGUAAUCCGAUUGAUCGACCCGAGCAAACUAAAGUGUCCUACACUCGUAAACAUUAACCGAGUUACCAAGGUGGCAGUAUUCUUCCACGCACGAUUGAACCGAAUCGAAUCGAGCUGAAUCGCGGCCUGCUGCAGUCUGCAUCUACCUGGAGAUUCCGAGGGACUUUCCUCGUGAGCAGCAGUAGCGGCUCAGCGGCAGAAGAGCUCUCGUUUUGGACUUCCUUCCUCCCUCCCUCUGCAGUUCCAGCUCCCAGAGUCCCAGUACUCCCAAGCCCCCACGAUUUUAUAUACUGCGGAGCCGAUUCAUUUUAGAACGAGGGGCCGAGUAAAGCAGAGCAAGAAGCCAAACCCCUGUCACGCACGCACGAUCGAGGCGGAGGAUCAUCGAACGAUGGAGAUGCCGCGGUGGCCGCCGGGCGCCGGCGCGCUGCGGUUCGUGGGCAUGCUCAAGCAGCCGGAGGAGGAGGCGGCCUUCGAGCUGCACGAGAGCGACGUCGUCUGGCCGGCCGGUGACGGGUGGGCGCCCGAGGUGCCUGCGCCGCGGCGGCAGCGCCACGCCGUGCCGCAGAGCUUCGGGCUGUCGUCGCUCCUCGCCGAGGGCGGCGGCGGCCUUGAGCAGCAGCAGGUGGGGGUGGGGGUGGCCGUGCCGGUGAGCGCGGCGGCGGCGGGGAAGGGCCACGGCGGCGGCGCGGCGCCGAGGCAGUCGGCGCCGGUGAGGGUGCCGACGUGGCCGGGGAGAGCGGCCAAGGGCGGCGCCGAGAAGGCCCGCGAGUCCGAGGAGGAAGACGAGGACGAUGACGAAGAGAUGGUGCCGCCGCACGUGGUGGCGGCGCGGCGGCACGCGCGGUCGUCGUCGGUGCUGGAGGGCGUCGGGCGGACGCUCAAGGGCCGCGACCUCCGCCGCGUCCGCAACGCCGUCCUCCGCCAGACCGGAUUCCUCGACCUCUGAUCCUGAACCCCCUCAACAGCCAAUCUCAAUUUCGAUCCGCCAGACCGCCAUGAUCAACAACAGCUUUGAGAAUCAGCUCCUGCCAUUUCAGCAGCCGCCCUCUUAAUUGUAAUCUUCAGGGUGAAAAAAUCGAGCCCUUGUCUAUCAUUUGUCGGUGUCUCAAGACACCUGUAUUGAAUCUCAAUACCACAUUCAAUUUCACUGGCUCUGGAUCUAACCUGCCUUCGACGCAUUUGCUGCUGCUGCUGAA
Messenger RNA from Brachypodium distachyon (stiff brome), 1218 nucleotides. RefSeq lists its product as uncharacterized. Bases 411 to 968 code for a protein of 185 amino acids. The transcript has a single exon. Lineage: Eukaryota; Viridiplantae; Streptophyta; Magnoliopsida; Poales; Poaceae. The record is from RefSeq and is a predicted model, not a curated record.